ACACAAUUUCAGGUUUUUUGCAAUGGAGAUUUUUAAACUUAAUUAAACUUCUUCAGCUUGUAUGAUAGUGUCCAUUUACACAAUUUUAAUGAAACUUUAAAAAAACGUGAAUUAUAAAAUUGAUUUUAUAUUUUUACAGCAUUAAAGAGAUUUGCCAUCAAACACUUUAUUCUGUGAUAUGCCGAUAACCAGAAAAUGAGUCGCAUGAAACAGGGAAUUAAAACAAAAAGUAAAAGGAAGAGCCAAAUUCAACAUAACUGCAUGUGGAUACUCAGAAAUGGAUUUGGAUGAAUAUCUGUUAGAGGAAGAUCUCUACUGUUGUGUAUAUAAGAAGAUGUUCAGAUGAUAUUCUUCACACAUCAGAUCAAUCUCUCAUCCAUCUCUGAGAUCUUGAAGCUGAACACAACUUCUCCAGGAUUCAUUUCUUCACAUCAUCUAAAACAAUGAGACAUCUGAUGGCUUUGAUGUUUCUAGUGAUCUUCUGCUCUCUGCAGCUGACUACAAGUGCUCCAGUUGGCUCUGGUUUGGCCAUAUCAACAUGCUGUUCUGAGUUCAGCAAUGCACAGAUUCCUCUGAAACUGGUAAAGUCGUACUAUAGGACUGACAGCAGCUGCUCCAAACCCGCCAUUGUAUUUGAGACUGACAAAAGGAGGAUCUGUGUAGAUCCAGAAACCAGCUGGGUGAACCAUCACAUCACUAAAGUGGACAAAAGGACAACAAAGACCCAAAACAAGACAGUCUGAAGAAUUAAUUCAUCCGUUUUUAGAUUAAACUCAACUAAUCUGAUAGUGUACAUAAUAUACUUCCCUUGAAAUAUGUCCAAUCUUUAUAUGAAAAAAUAUAUUUGUACAGAAUAUUUAUGACUUGUCUAAACUCUUUUUAAUAAAAUAUAAAUAAUAAAUUAAUCAUUGUGUAGUGAAGUUUUUCCAUUACACUUCAUCCAUAAAAGUCCAGCAAGGUCAAGCCAGUGUUUAACUCAGGUAAUAUUGCUCACUCAGUAAAAUGAACAAAUUUACUUCUUGCAGGAAGUCUGAAUAUGCUGAGAUGAUCAUCAGCGACAUACAGAGAAACAUUACACAAGCUUUCUCUUUUACAUAGCUUUGAAGCCCACUGAACUCAUCACUAUGGAAUUGUAUUUGCAAUUGCGUUUCCUACUUGUGGGUGUAAAAACUGUGACUUAAUUCAAACGCAAAUGCAAACUGUUUGCAUUUCCUUUUACGCGAACGUACAAUAUAUGCCAAAUUUCAAAUGUAAAAUCAAAGUCCAUUUGCAAUUGAAUUUCCUAUGACCCUGCCAUAUUUCAAUCUCAAUUGUAAUUCAUAAUUUGCUAUUUCUAGUGAUGGGUUAUUUGAAGCGAGGCUUCGGAGCGCGUGUCGAGAAUAAAUGGGCGUGCCAAAUGAAGCCUUGCUUCGAGGCUUGUGUUGUUAACGUAGAAAUCACGUGACCAAUGACAAACGAGGCCUCGGUUUGUGUGGACACGUCAUUGGUUCGGUCUGAGUAUCGAUUCCGGAUUCGAAACUCGCGCCUCCUUGUGGCUUUUGUGGCGUUUCAGUGUUGGAAAGGUGUCAGUGGUAGAAGCAGAGGGUAGAAGAGUUUAUUAUUAUUAGUACAUUAUAUUAGUAGUUAUAGUAUAUAAUUAUAAAUGUGUGUGUGUG
Misgurnus anguillicaudatus (oriental weatherfish) is the source of this 1655-nucleotide messenger RNA. Its product is annotated as C-C motif chemokine 2-like. Gene Ontology annotation, cellular component: extracellular region. Lineage: Eukaryota; Metazoa; Chordata; Actinopteri; Cypriniformes; Cobitidae. The record is from RefSeq and is a predicted model, not a curated record. Gene Ontology annotation, molecular function: chemokine activity. Gene Ontology annotation, biological process: immune response.